CGAUGGCAACGCCUGAAUGAAGAGGCUUCGGGAAGCAUGGGGUUGGCUACCUCGUCUCUGUUGUCUCAAAAGCCAAGACUACAAUUCGCGAACUUUUCCACCAUAUCUUUAAUUUCUUGAACUGCAGCGGCGUCACCUCCUGUAUCUUCAUCACAUCCGGCUUUGCUUUUGGGUUUCUGACCUCGACUCCUUGAGCCUUCGAUGUGCAGCAAGCCUGAUCACCUUGCCAGCGACUGCAUAGUUGUAGUAGUACUUGUGUGGGAUUCUUCCCCCUGUAGUGUCACCUUCUGAGUUCAGUGGCCGAGGCCUGCAAAGCUCGGACCUGGAGGCCAGCUUUUUUUCCGUAUAAAGUUGCAUUGUUGGAGCUGUGGGUGGGUCUCGUCGAUAGGUCGUGGCAUCGGUUCUGUUAGGUCGGAGGUUUGGUUGGUGUUCUUGUGGAAUGUAUUGUUUCUGAAGUAUUGUAGAGUGACAUGUUUCGGUGUAGAGCGACAUGUUGACGUAUUUGUGGUGGUGAGUUAGUCGCUUUGUAUGUCGGGAGGGACGUAGAACUUGGGAGGUUUCAAGCCUUUGCGAGCCUCUCUGUCAGUUCCAUUUCAAUUCCAUUUCAGUUUUAAGUGCUACUGUGCUACUGAGUACUGGGAAUCAUUGAUACCAUCCGGUUUCUAAAUCAUCGGUUGAGUAGCUUGAGUUCUGCUCGUUCUAGCAUAAUUCACCUAGAUUGCUUCGUUUCACAAGUGUGUGUUGAAAACCAUGAGGAAAAGAAAUAGGUCCAACAAAACAGACCUCGUUGUUUCUCCGAAUUCUUAGCUGCUGCGAAGUGAAGGUGACAUUGGCAGACGAGAGCUGAGAGUUUUCCGAUUUGCAUCAAUGGAGCCCUGCUAGAAAAGAUCACUAGGAUGGAGAAGCUUUGAUGGGCCUAUGGUUACAAUCAUGUCAUGAAGUGAGGUUUCAUACCGCUGCAAUUAAAAGCAUCUCAAAAGCUUUUCAAUUUGUCGAAGAAACUUUGGUGACUAAGGACAUCUGCAACGCACAGCUAACAAGACAACGGCUGUGCAGCUACACGAGGUGAAUUUGAGGAAGACGUAGCAACGUCUCUGACAUUUUUAAGGUAGCAGGCGUUGUAAAUAAAGAAAUAUCGUCCAAUGGCAGGUGUGAAAGGAGCAGCUCACGCCAACGUGGCCAUGGCUAUGGCCAUAGCAGGCAGGGCUUCACGAGCCUGCGAUGUCUGCGGUUCUCAGAGAGCCCGAUGGUACUGUGAGGCUGACAACGCGCACCUUUGCAAUCGAUGCGACCAAAGUGUUCACUCCGCCAACGCACUGGCCCUUCGCCACGAGCGUGUCCGCCUCAAUCCGCAGGACUGCACCACUCAACCCCUAAAGAAAGUUGUUGUUGAUACCUUGGAUGCCAGUAACAAAUCGCGCAAGUCUCAUCAUCCCCGGCCGACAGACAAACACUCACUGCCUUCACGCAAACGCUCCCGUCUGUCCCGUCGGCCCAAUCCUCACCUCCGACCCCCGACCAGCACUUCCAAAUCGCAACAUCGCCGAGGUAAGGUGAAAUCUGAAGGCAGAGGAGCGGAAGAUUCUCAUGAAGUUCCGAACUUCAUUACCGUCAACAUCCAGGAGUCUCCCGUAUCCUUCGCGCAUGACAGUGCCACGGCCAUGUCGAUGGCAGAGUUCUGCAAGGAAAGGGCCACUGCGGCCGCGUCUGUGUAUGUGGAUGUGGAGGACGCAUACGAGGAGAUUAGCAGCGGAGACACAGGACCAGAUUUUUUGGUCCCGAAUGGCUACAUGGACGACUUCGAGAGUGCAAUUGGGGCUCCCAUCGGAUGCCAUGAGGACGCUAGAAGUCCCUUCGACUCUGGAAACGGUGCAAUGGACAUGAACAAAAGCCAUGACAUAAUGUUUAUGAGAAAUGACCUUGAGCUUUGUGGGAGCGAUGAGCAAUACGAAGAUUAUCCCUUGGAUUUCUCAGAUAUCGUGGGAUUGCGGGAUGGGGAUGCCUUUGAGGGAGAUUGUGGGGAUACGUCUGAAUUGGUCGAUGAAGUUGGGGAGGAAAACAAAGACGAAGAUGGCGACGGAGAUGGCGAUGGCGAUGGCGAUGGUUUUGAAUGUAGCCUAGACGCGAGAGCACAGAGCAACGUGUGUGAAGACCAAGGGCUGGUAUCUUACACACAAGAUUUCCCCUACAAGGUGAAGCAAGAAUAUACCGUGCCAGAUAGCUACGAUCUUAUAAAGAAGGAGGUAGCUGCCGUGUUGCGGUGCUCGCUUCAGGGCGAGGAAGUGAAACCUGCACCGUCGCUGCUGAGAUUGAACUACGAGGAUAUCAUGUCUGCAUGGUCUGACCGCAGCCUCUGGACUGAUGGAAAACGUCCGCAGACAGUGCCCGAUGAUUCCAACUCAGAAUCUACGGUAGACCUCGGGAUGGUACCAGAUUUCGGUAAUGGAUGCCAAACUGUUCCAGGAGGAAGCGACGGAGGAAGAGGAGCUCGCAUUAUGCGCUACAGGGAAAAACGGCGCACUCGUCUUUUCUCAAAAAAAAUCCGGUAUGAAGUUCGCAAGUUAAACGCGGAGCGACGACCUCGGAUGAAGGGCCGGUUUGUGAAGCGAACACCCGGAUGCUCAUGACCAAAGCUAAGGUUCAAAGGUUUUCGCAUGGGUUGGACUGCUGAUGAGGGUCUGCAAUGUUAGUCCCAUCAGACAAAAAUGCCCAAGCUAAACGUGCGAAGGACAUGCCGAAGUAGUCCGCCACCGCAGAGGCGUUUGAGCUGGUUCUGGAGAAGGGCAUACAUAUCUUCCAUAUUAAUUCUAUGAAAACAAUGAUCUGGACACUUAGUAUUUGCCUUCUUGCACGUAGGAUCCAGCCGACUAAUUUUAGAGCAGAGGCUCUCGAUGGAUGUAUUGGUGAUCAUGUGUUGUAACAUAGUAAUAUUGCUAGUCGAGUGGUUCAACAGGAUAUCUUAGCAUUGUACAAAAGCGCCAGUGACGAGUCUUAUUUUCAAUUAAGAGCACAGAGAAUUCUUUUUUCCUCCUUGAUGAGGUAUUGGAAGUAGUUUGCUAGCUAGCUUCUCAGGUGGCCCAAGCGGUGCUCUGUCUUUUCUGAGAUCCGAUUGAUGUUAUUGAUUGCGGAGGAUCCGUGAUUUCAUUACCAGAAGGAUUGCAACCUUCACGCACCA
Messenger RNA from Physcomitrium patens, 3175 nucleotides. RefSeq names its product zinc finger protein CONSTANS-LIKE 16. The record is from RefSeq and is a predicted model, not a curated record. Gene Ontology annotation, molecular function: zinc ion binding; protein binding. NCBI's taxonomy places the organism in Eukaryota, Viridiplantae, Streptophyta, Bryopsida, Funariales, Funariaceae. Gene Ontology annotation, biological process: regulation of DNA-templated transcription. Gene Ontology annotation, cellular component: nucleus.